Penicillium macrosclerotiorum is the source of this 636-nucleotide messenger RNA. RefSeq lists its product as uncharacterized. Gene Ontology annotation, molecular function: protein binding. The coding region runs from base 1 to 636 and encodes 211 amino acids. NCBI's taxonomy places the organism in Eukaryota, Fungi, Ascomycota, Eurotiomycetes, Eurotiales, Aspergillaceae. The record is from RefSeq and is a predicted model, not a curated record. The transcript has a single exon.
AUGGCCAGCGAAAUCGACAUCUUCAAUGAAUACCCUCUCCACCUAGACCCCGCCUCCAAGGCGCUCUCUCUCCUCCCCUCCACCAGCCAAACACCCGCCCAAGCCGCCGCCAUCACCACCGAAUUGCAAGAACUCAACCUCCUCCACCGCAACCUCAUCAGUCUCGACCCGCCCAACAUUCCCCCGGCCCCGCUUCCCGUGAACCCCAAGCGCAGCGCCCAGAUCACCAAACUUCGCGACAGCGGCAACGCCGCCUACCGCAAGUCCAACUACACUGAGGCUGUGCGCCUCUACACCUACGCUAUCGAGAUGGGCCUCUCCCGCCCGGGCUGGGAACCUGUCACCCUGGCCCGCGAGGAGCUGGCCGGCUUGUUUGGGAACCGCGCGCAGGCGCAGAUGGGCCUGCAGGCGUGGCCGGAGGGCUUGGUCGAUGCCAAGGCGAGCGUGGACUCGAAACCCGUGGGGAACGUCAAGGCGUGGUGGCGCCUCGCUAAGUGUCUGGCAGAGAUGAACCGGUAUGCGGAGGCGCGGACGUUUUUAUUGAAGGGGUUGGAGAUUGAGGGGCGGACGUCGGAUGGUGGGAAAGAAUUGUUGCAAUUACUGGAGGAGGUCGAUGCUGCCCUGGAGCGGUCGUGA